AUGGCUUACCAACAACGAAAAAAAGAAGAGGAAGAAUUUGAGCGAAAAUUGAAAUCUGCUAAGGAUAUCCUAAUAAAUAAAUUCACAGGUCCAACUAUCGAAAAAAUGCAUUCAAAUAAUACUGCAUUGAAAUCUAUCAAUGAUGGCAAUUAUAACGAACAAGAUAAC
Messenger RNA from Racocetra fulgida, 168 nucleotides. NCBI's taxonomy places the organism in Eukaryota, Fungi, Glomeromycota, Glomeromycetes, Diversisporales, Gigasporaceae. The record is from the annotation of a GenBank genome assembly.